Suricata suricatta (meerkat) is the source of this 3018-nucleotide messenger RNA. RefSeq names its product vav guanine nucleotide exchange factor 1 (gene VAV1). Gene Ontology annotation, biological process: cell migration; regulation of GTPase activity; intracellular signal transduction. The record is from RefSeq and is a predicted model, not a curated record. Gene Ontology annotation, molecular function: guanyl-nucleotide exchange factor activity; protein binding. The transcript is spliced from 23 exons. The coding region runs from base 88 to 2352 and encodes 754 amino acids. Gene Ontology annotation, cellular component: cytoplasm. NCBI's taxonomy places the organism in Eukaryota, Metazoa, Chordata, Mammalia, Carnivora, Herpestidae.
GCAAAGAGGAAGUGGUAGCUAGCUAGCAGAGGCAGGCGGCCGGCUGUGAGGCCGCGAGGGCGCGGGCCGCCCGGUGAGGCAGCGACCAUGGAGCUGUGGCGCCAGUGCACGCACUGGCUGAUCCAGUGUCGGGUGCUGCCGCCCAGCCACCGCGUGACCUGGGACGGGGCGCAGGUGUGCGAGCUGGCCCAGGCCCUCCGGGAUGGCGUCCUUCUGUGCCAGCUGCUCAACAACCUGCUGCCCCACGCCAUCAACCUGCGCGAGGUCAACCUGCGCCCCCAGAUGUCUCAGUUCCUGUGCCUUAAGAACAUCCGUACCUUCUUGUCCACCUGCUGUGAGAAGUUUGGUCUCAAGCGGAGUGAACUCUUUGAGGCCUUUGACCUCUUCGAUGUCCAGGAUUUCGGGAAGGUCAUCUACACCCUGUCUGCUCUGUCCUGGACCCCGAUUGCCCAGAAUAAGGGGAUCAUGCCCUUCCCCACUGAGGAGGAUACUGUGGGUGAUGAGGACAUCUACAGUGGCCUGUCUGACCAGAUCGACGACACGGUGGAGGAGGAUGAGGACCUGUACGACUGUGUGGAGAACGAGGAGGCGGAGGGGGACGAGAUCUACGAGGACCUCAUGCGCUCGGAGCCGGUGCCCAUGCCGCCCAAGAUGACAGAGUAUGACAAGCGGUGUUGCUGCCUGCGAGAGAUCCAGCAGACGGAGGAGAAGUACACGGACACGCUGGGCUCCAUCCAACAGCAUUUCUUGAAGCCCCUGCAACGAUUCCUCAAACCUCAAGACAUCGAGAUCAUCUUCAUCAACAUUGAGGACCUGCUUCGCGUGCACACUGUCUUCCUAAAGGAGAUGAAGGAAGUCCUGGCCACCCCCGGGGCGCCCAGCCUCUACCACGUUUUCAUCAAAUACAAGGAGAGGUUCCUAGUCUAUGGCCGCUACUGCAGCCAGGUGGAGUCAGCCAGCAAGCACCUGGACCACGUGGCCACAACCCGGGAGGAUGUGCAGAUGAAGCUGGAGGAAUGUUCUCAGCGAGCAAACAACGGGAGGUUCACGCUGAGGGACCUGCUGAUGGUGCCCAUGCAGCGAGUACUCAAGUAUCACCUCCUCCUCCAGGAGCUGGUCAAACACACGCAGGAUGUGAUGGAGAAGGAGAACCUGAAGCUGGCCCUGGACGCCAUGCGGGACCUGGCACAGUGUGUGAACGAGGUCAAGCGGGACAAUGAGACGCUGCGGCAGAUCACCAACUUCCAGUUGUCCAUUGAGAACCUGGACCAGUCUCUGGCCCACUAUGGCCGGCCCAAGAUUGAUGGGGAGCUCAAGAUCACCUCUGUGGAGAGGCGCUCCAAGAUGGACAGGUACGCCUUCCUGCUCGACAAAGCCCUGCUCAUCUGCAAGCGCCGAGGGGACUCCUACGACCUCAAGAACGUUGUGGACCUGCAAAACUUCCAGGUUCGAGAUGAUUCUUCUGGAGAGCGAGAAAACAAGAAGUGGAGUCACAUGUUUCUCCUGAUUGAGGACCAAGGCUCCCAGGGCUAUGAGCUGUUCUUUAAGACACGAGAACUGAAGAAGAAGUGGAUGGAGCAGUUCGAGAUGGCCAUCUCCAACAUCUACCCUGAGAACGCUACUGCCAACGGGCAUGACUUCCAGAUGUACUCCUUCGAGGAGACCACGUCAUGCAAGGCUUGUCAGAUGCUGCUGAGAGGCACCUUCUACCAGGGCUACCGCUGUCAUCGGUGCCGGGCACCUGCACACAAGGAGUGCCUGGGAAGGGUCCCUCCCUGUGGCCGACACGGGCAAGAUUUUUCAGGAACCAUGAAGAAGGAUAAGCCACAUCGCCGACCUCAGGACAAAAAGCGGAAUGACCUGGGCCUGCCCAAGAUGGAGGUGUGUCAGGAAUACUAUGGGCUUCCUCCCCCGCCUGGAGCCAUUGGGCCUUUCCUACGGCUCAACCCUGGAGACAUCGUGGAGCUCACCAAGGCCGAGGCUGAACAGAACUGGUGGGAGGGCAGGAACACGGCUACCAAUGACGUUGGCUGGUUUCCCUGUAACAGAGUCAAGCCCUAUGUGCACGGGCCCCCUCAGGACCUGACUGUUCAUCUCUGGGAGCCUGUUGAAUUUUCAUACCACCCCUCCGCCACAACUCUCCCCUUUGGGAAAAGAAGGAGGACACCAAGACCCAGAGAGGGGCAGCGCCUUGUUCAGUGUCACAGUGAGGACGGGCCGGGGACGGGACGGAGCCAACUCCAGGGCCUGACCGUGCUGCCCGCCAUGCCUGAGGCACCCCAGCCGCGUUUGGUCAGAAACCUCCUCCGCGGAGGGUGGUUUGAUCUUCCUUUUUUCAGGAGAGGAAAUUAGGUCUCCGAGUGGCAAAAUCCGUUCCCAAGGCCCCAGAGCAGCUGGGGUUCAGAUCUGGUCUCUGCCCUCCCCCUGGGCUGUGGUCACCGGGCGUGGACCCUCACUUCAGGUGCAGAAUUUGAAGAGGCGGCCAAACACUCAGGCAACGAGAUCCCUGAUGGUCCAGUGCAGCCUUUCACAGGAUCAAAAGCAAGGCAGAUGAAACCCAUGAUAAGCAAAAUACCAAAAUUGUAAAUAAAGGCAGGAUCUGGCCGUGCUGGGGUGGAAGGAGGUGACUCGGUGAACCCACGAGUGUGAAUGGACUUUGUCAUCUUUAUUCAAAACCUUGACGUUUUGUUUAGCACGGAUUUGUUUUUUGCAUUCAUUUGAAAAACUGAAGUGAAAUCCACACGACAGACAAUCAGCCAUUUGAAGCGGCGUUUAUAUUAGUAUUUAUGUUUAUAUUACAUAUGUACAUGCAUAUCUCAUACACAGCCAUAUAUCCCCUGAAUUAAUGUGUAGUAUUUAUGUGAUAUAUUUACAUUUGCAGCAUAAGUAUGUUCACAUCCACAUCUAUAGAUCAUCUGUAACUACAUGUAAUCUAUAAUUAGUAAAUAGUAUGUCUUUAUAGUUGUAAUGUAAUAUAUUCAUAUUUGUGUAUCAUCCAUAAUUGUAUAUUAUCUAUCA